UCCCAAACCACCCAACAACUUUGAAGCUUCAUAAACACCAGCAAACAUGGCAACCGGGUAGGUUUCUCGGUCCGGGGAACUGUAUUGUGACUUUGUACUAACAUCUCCUCUUCAAAACAGCUGGAGCGUCAUCAUCGGCGCCAUCAUAGUGGUGCUUGCUUGCCUAGCAGGCUGGUUCUUUGCGCCCAAAGGCGAAACACAAACGUACGCGCGCCUCUCACACUCUCCACUCCCCGAACAUUUCGCUAACAAGUCCGCAGAAUCUGGCGAAGCUCGCUGAUCCUUUCGUUCGCGAGUUGCUACAUCAUGUGGGGUACGCAUCUCACAACCUCCCAAGGAGAACAGGAAACAAGUACUAACGGGCGGCUAUUUAGCUAUCACGUUUCUGGCACAAUGGCAUCCGCUUAUUGAGCCACGACGAGGAGGCUUGACGAAACAUGCAAUUCAUGAUAAUUGAGUGGGGAGGAUUAGAGUCGAAAUUGGACGGAUGAAUGGGGCCUAAGAUAACUUUAUGGGUGUAUAUUUUGGCGUUGAGGUGUGGGCUAUAGGAU
Molecule: messenger RNA, 551 nt
Organism: Hymenoscyphus albidus
Lineage: Eukaryota; Fungi; Ascomycota; Leotiomycetes; Helotiales; Helotiaceae
Source: the annotation of a GenBank genome assembly